Messenger RNA from Xenopus tropicalis (tropical clawed frog), 1004 nucleotides. RefSeq names its product phospholipase A2-like. Gene Ontology annotation, biological process: lipid catabolic process; arachidonate secretion; phospholipid metabolic process. Lineage: Eukaryota; Metazoa; Chordata; Amphibia; Anura; Pipidae. Gene Ontology annotation, molecular function: calcium ion binding; A2-type glycerophospholipase activity. The transcript has 3 exons. Gene Ontology annotation, cellular component: extracellular region. The coding region runs from base 10 to 414 and encodes 134 amino acids. The record is from RefSeq and is a predicted model, not a curated record.
UUGAAUGUAAUGUCUAGCAAUCCACACAAAUUGCAAAAGAGAGGACUAAUGCAGUUAGCUGCUGCCAUUCGCUGUGUAACUGGUCGAUCUUCUUUGCGUUACCUUGGAUAUGGAUGCCACUGUGGGCCAGGGGGGCGAGGAGGGCCAAUAGAUGCUACUGAUCGGUGUUGCCACGAUCACGACUGUUGCUAUAAAAAAGCAAAAAAACAUCGCUGCCAACCAAAGAUUGGGGGCUACAAAUGGAGCUGUAGAGACAGGACUUUUCAGUGUCCUGCGCAGUCAGACUGGUGCAAAAGUUUUGUGUGCAACUGUGACCUGGAAUUUUCAAGAUGCAUAAGUAGAGCCCGUUUCAACUCUAUUCUUAUUAUGUAUCCUAAUGGCAGAUGUAGAAAACCCCCACUAGCAUGCCAAUAAAAGAUGUGUUUUUUGGAUAAAAUUAGGGAUGCACUGAACCCAGUUUUUCGGGGUUGGUUGAAACCCGAAUCCAUGUUAAUGGAUGCGUCCGAAUACCAAACUGAAUCCUAACUAGCAUAUGCUAAAAAAUGUUACACUUCCUUGUUUAUGUGGCGACAUUAACCCUUCCAAAUCCUAAUUAGUAUAUGCUAAUUAGGAUUUGUAUUUGGUUUGGCCAGAACCCUGCCGAAAAAGGCCGAAUCCCAAACCGAAUCCUGGAUUCAGUGCAUCCCUAGAUAAAAUACUUCCAUGUACUGAAGCACUCUCACAGUAUUGUGAUCCAUUACAGGAUGCACUGUAACACCCACAUGUACUUUGCAAGAAGGUCACUUCAAACUAUAUAGCUUGUUUUUUCUUUCCUGAUGGGAAGCUGUAAAUUGUCUCCUUUUAUGACUAAACUGCAUAAGAUUUAACUCAUACAAGGGGAGACAUCAUGUUUAGGUGGUCAUCUUCUUGUUAUGUAAAUAUGAGAUGUCAUUCCCAGGUCUGGACUGAAUUCAAAAUAGGCCCUGGCAUUCCAAGUACUCAGUACACAGGCCCAAUAUAUAGUG